GCAACACAAAUCUGUUCGUAACCGUCGAUGCAACAUGUGUCGCCGGCCCACCGCCUUGUCUUCUGUCUUUCCCUAGCCUUCUCUCCCCUACGGCUAUAAAUACCCCCGGUGUGAGCGAGGCAGGAGAUGUCUUGGCGCUGGGAUCUGCGUGGAGUGAAGCCGGGCAAAGAGAAAUCUUGAGAGAGCGAGAGCGAGAGCUCAAACAAAGGAGAAGAGGAGGAGGGAAAGAAAAAUCCUCCCUCGCCUCCGGAAGCGAUGACGGACGGCCAUCUCUUCAACAACAUCCUCCUCGGAGGACGCGGCGGAACCAACCCAGGGCAGUUGAGGGUGCAUGCGGGCGGGAUUGCAUGGAGGAGGCAAGGUGGUGGAAAAAUUAUUGAAGUAGACAAAGCAGAUAUUGCUUCUCUGACCUGGAUGAAAAUUCCUAGGGCAUAUCAGCUUGGGGUGAGGAUCAAGGAUGGCUUGUUUUACAAAUUCAUUGGCUUCCGUGAACAGGAUGUCACCAACAUUACAAAUUUUAUUCAAAAAUCUAUUGGAAUAACACCAGAAGAGAAGCAGCUUUCUGUCAGUGGCCAUAAUUGGGGAGGUGUUGAUAUCAAUGGAAACAUGCUUACAUUCUUGGCAGGUUCAAAGCAAGCAUUCGAGGUUUCACUGGCAGAUGUUGCACAGACUCAACUGCAAGGAAAAACAGAUGUUUAUUUGGAGUUCCAUGUUGAUGACACUACUGGGGCUAAUGAGAAAGAUUCGUUGAUGGAUUUAAGUUUUCACGUACCUACUUCCAAUACUCAGUUUGUUGGUGAUGAAAAUCGUCCUCCAGCUCAGGUUUUACUAGAAAAAAUCAUGUCAUUGGCGGAUAUUAGUUCAUCAGAAGAAGCUGUUGUCACAUUUGAAGGAAUUGCAAUUCUUACGCCUAGAGGGAGGUACAGUGUUGAGCUUCACCUUUCAUUCUUGCGACUGCAAGGACAGGCUACUGAUUUUAAGAUUCAGUAUGGCAGUGUUAUACGACUGUUCCUGUUGCCAAAGUCCAAUCAAACUCAUACUUUUGUUGUAAUCACACUUGACCCGCCAAUUCGCAAAGGACAAACUUUAUACCCACAUAUUGUUAUUCAGUUUGAAGCAGAAGCUGCUGUUGAAGGGUGCCUGUCUCUAAGCGAGGAUCUCUUAGCUACAAAAUACAAAGACAAACUGGAAGCGUCAUAUAAGGGUCUAACUAGUGAUGUCUUCACUAAAACCUUGCGUGGUUUAUCUGGUGCCAAAGUGACGAGAGUCAGUUCAUUCCGCAGUUGUCAAGGUGGGUAUGAAGUCAAGUCAUCAUUGAAAGCUGAAGAUGGAUUGUUGUACCCUCUUGAGAAGGGAUUCUUCUUUCUACCAAAACCUCCAACUCUAAUUCUUCAUGAUGAGAUUGAGUAUGUUGAAUUUGAAAGGCAUGGUGCUGGAGGCUCAAGUGUGUCAUCUCACUAUUUUGAUCUCCUCGUAAAGCUAAAAAAUGAUCAAGAGCACCUGUUUAGAAAUAUCCAGAGGAGUGAAUAUCACAGCCUUUUUGACUUCAUUAGUGGAAAGGGUUUGAAGAUUAUGAACCUUGGAGAUGUGCAAACUACAAAUGGUGUUGCAGCUGUGCUUCAGAAUGCUGAUGAUGAUGCUGUUGAUCCACAUCUAGAGCGAAUAAGGAAUGCGGCUGGUGGCGAGGAAAGUGAUGAAGAGGAUGAGGAUUUUGUUGUUGAUGAGGAUGAUGGUGGGUCUCCUACUGAUGAUUCUGAAGAAGAGGAGUCUGAUGCUAGCGAGGGUGGAGAUGAUAAAGAAAGAUCUGCUGCUAAGGAUUCGAAAAAGGAAGCAGCUGGUACUAAGGCAUCAUCUGCUAAGAGGAAAUCUAAGGAUGGGGAUGAAGAAGGCUCAAAGAAGAGAAGGCAGAAGAAGAAAAAAGAUCCUAAUGCACCAAAAAGGGCAAUGUCAGCGUUCAUGUUUUUUUCAAAUGCUGAAAGAGAGAAUAUAAAGAAAAGCAAUCCUGGAAUGGCAUUUGCAGAUGUUGGGAGGGCUUUGGGGGAAAGGUGGAAAAAGAUGUCAGCUGAGGAGAAGGAGCCAUUUGAGGCAAUGGCACGGGCGGAUACUAAACGUUACAAGGAGGCCAUGGCUGGCUAUAAGAGUGGCGGUCCUGCAGUCACUGUAGAUUCGGGUGAUGAGACGGAAUGAAGGGCCAUUCCUCUUAACAGGGCCCAAUUAUCUGCAGCGCUGAGACAAUGGAUGCUUUGGUAUUCUUGUUUGUUGUACUUGAAUAAGUCCAUGUUAUUAUCGAUAUAUGAAUAAUUAAACAUGAAUUGUAUUCUGAUUCAUUAGAAAGGAGGCAGGACACCAUCAGGUCAGAAUGUGGUGAUAUUUCAUUGCUUCUUUCCCUCC
Messenger RNA from Phoenix dactylifera (date palm), 2391 nucleotides. Its product is annotated as FACT complex subunit SSRP1-like. The record is from RefSeq and is a predicted model, not a curated record. Gene Ontology annotation, cellular component: nucleus; FACT complex. Gene Ontology annotation, molecular function: nucleosome binding; DNA binding; histone binding. Lineage: Eukaryota; Viridiplantae; Streptophyta; Magnoliopsida; Arecales; Arecaceae.